ACUAAAAAUGCAAUCUGUCAAAAUUUAUUAGAUUGAGGUUAAGAUGACGGACGAAGAUGGAGGGCCCCAAUACGCAAUGAACGUAGCAAUAACAACAUUACAAAACCGUUAUAAAACACUACAAUCAUUCGCCGAUGGAUUAGAGAAAGAAAAUAUGCGCCUAAAAAUGCAAUGCAAACGUUCGGAGGUGCCCGGAACGGAAGUUGAAGAAUUAAAAGCUAAAAUAGUAAAAUUAACCGAACAAAAAGGUAAACUACGCAGAGAUUUGAUCAAUGUAACUAACGAAAAUAAAGAACUAUGGGAGAAAUUAUCGAAAAUCGUUCAAGUUAAUAAAUCAUUAGGAUCACAUUUGACGAAAAUAAACGAUUCGUUGAAUCAACACACGAAAAAAGGUUUGAUAAGAUCCACAACAUUCACUCAAUCCGAUUCCGAUUUAAAAACGGUUAAUAAAGCGAUAAAUGAAAAUAAUCGCAUCAGUUUAGAAUUAGAGGACGUUUCAUUAAAAGCAAUUACAAAUUUAACGAAAGAAAAAACCGAAUUGCAAGCUCAAUGUACUGAAAUGGACGAGCUACAAAAAUCUCUUAGUUUGGGGUACUUAAAUGAUGAUCCUGAUAAUAGCUUAGUAGAAAAUAUGGAGGAACAUUUGAUCGAUUUAAAAGUGAUUAAAGAUAAAUUGAACGAACAAAAUAAAACGUUUGAGAAGAGUUUAAACGAUAUGCAAUUAAGCGUUUUAUUGUGUACUUGUAAGAACCAAUUGGUAAAUAAUUCCAAAAGUGAAGAAAAAAUCGUUAAAGAAGGUUUGAAUGAAGACGAAAUGCAACUUCAAAGUUUAGCUAGAUGGGGAACCCCCGAAAAUUCCAAUCAAUUCUUAAAAGAGAACAUUGUAAGAAAUUGUUGUCCAAUGUGCUCCCAAGAAUUUCCUGAGAUGGUUAUGGAAGAUUUUGUUAAGCAUGUUGAGACCCAUUUUAAAUUAACUUGAAAUAAUAAACAUAUUAAUCGUUAUUUUAGUUUAUACAAGUGCUAUUUAAGAGAUUAUAAUGAAUUUGUAUGAAAAAGAAUGUAAUUUAAUUAAGUAAAACGUUUAUUUUUUCUUAACUUUUGCAUAAUCGUGUGUGAGGUUACGAAUAAUAAUUAUAGAAAUUUCUUUUUGUAUUAAUAAAAUGUUGUAAAUAUGUUAAAAUUCA
Molecule: messenger RNA, 1184 nt
Organism: Onthophagus taurus
Lineage: Eukaryota; Metazoa; Arthropoda; Insecta; Coleoptera; Scarabaeidae
Source: RefSeq, a predicted model, not a curated record